AUGGCUCCUGCACCGACGGGCUUCCAGGCGCGCAUCCUGCAUCCGCUGAUUGCAUGGAUCCAGGCGACGCCCGUGUACAUUCUCCUGGCGCUCCUCGUCACCCUCAUCCUCGUCGGGCUGCUGUCGCUCUUUGUCCUGCUACACCUCGUCGCGCCCAAGCCCCGCGCACCGUUCCCCUCGGAAAAGACAUACAUCACCAGCGCUCCGAAUGGCGCGCCGACGGCGCCCCGUCCGCUGCCUUGCUGGUACGACCGCUGGUUCGCUGAGCGGCGCCUGAGCAAGACACGGAGCGCUAGCGCCAGCGCCGACGCCGACCCGACCGCGAUCCCCGACACCGGCGCCAUCGAACCGGCCGAGCUCCUCCUCAGCGUCGUGCUCCCCGCGUACAAUGAAGAGGACCGCAUCCUGCCGACGCUCGAGGAGGCCGUCGCGUACCUCGACGAGCACGUCGGCCGCCCCGGCGGCAAGACUUCCGCUGAUACCAGCUCCAGGAAGGCCCCGCGCCCGCACCGCCACGCGGCGUCGCGACCUGCAAGCAGCCGCCCGGAAUCGGGCUAUGAGAUUCUUGUCGUCAACGACGGCAGCCGGGACAAGACGGUCGACGUGGCGCUGCGUUUCGCGCGCGACAGGGGGCUGCACGACGUGCUGCGCGUCGUCAGCCUGGAGCGCAACCGCGGCAAGGGCGGCGGCGUGACGCACGGCCUGCGCCACGUCCGCGGCCACUACGUGCUGUUCGCCGACGCCGACGGCGCGUCGCGCUUCAGCGACGUCGCAAAGCUGAUGGAGGGCUGCGAGGAGGUGGUUGAUGCCUCGGGCCGGGGCGUGGCGAUUGGCAGCCGCGCGCACCUGGUUGGCAGCGAAGCAGUAGUCAAGCGCUCUGCCCUGCGCAACUUUCUGAUGCGCUCGUUCCACCUCGUCCUCACCAUCCUCACGCCGCCCGCGACGUCGCGCAUCCGCGACACGCAGUGCGGCUUCAAGCUCUUCACACGUGCCGCCCUGCCGCACAUCGUGCCGUACAUGCACGCCGAGGGCUGGAUCUUCGACAUUGAGAUGCUCAUGCUCGCCGAGUCGGCGCCCGCCGCGCCGCUGCUGGGUUCCGACGGCGCCGUCAUCGGCACUAGCCCGGGCAUCAAGGUCGCCGAGGUGCCCGUCGCCUGGCACGAGGUCGGCGGCAGCAAGCUCAACGUCGUCCAGGACAGCGUCAAGAUGGCCGUCGGCCUGGCGGUGCUGCGCGCGAGCUGGAUGCUGGGCGUGUACAGGCGGCGACUGACGUAG
Cordyceps fumosorosea ARSEF 2679 is the source of this 1275-nucleotide messenger RNA. Its product is annotated as Glycosyl transferase, family 2. The coding region runs from base 1 to 1275 and encodes 424 amino acids. The record is from RefSeq and is a predicted model, not a curated record. The transcript has 3 exons. Gene Ontology annotation, cellular component: endoplasmic reticulum membrane. NCBI's taxonomy places the organism in Eukaryota, Fungi, Ascomycota, Sordariomycetes, Hypocreales, Cordycipitaceae.